This is a messenger RNA of Archocentrus centrarchus (flier cichlid), 1414 nucleotides long. RefSeq lists its product as uncharacterized. Gene Ontology annotation, biological process: protein polyubiquitination; positive regulation of canonical Wnt signaling pathway. The record is from RefSeq and is a predicted model, not a curated record. The transcript is spliced from 6 exons. Gene Ontology annotation, molecular function: ubiquitin-ubiquitin ligase activity; RNA binding. Bases 327 to 962 code for a protein of 211 amino acids. NCBI's taxonomy places the organism in Eukaryota, Metazoa, Chordata, Actinopteri, Cichliformes, Cichlidae. Gene Ontology annotation, cellular component: cytoplasm; nucleus.
GUUUACAGGUGGCCGUACGAAAUAGUACGCAUCAAAAUAAUCUGUUUUAACGCGAAACCGGAGGAGAGUUACAGUAGGUCGAAACUCGAGCACACACGGAGCAUGCACGGGGCGAAUAAGAGAGCGGUCGUAGAUAAAAGCGGAACUUUUGGACGCCGGUUUUACAGUGUUUUCGUGGAUGUUUUCCCGAUGCUGCUGCUAUUGGAAGAUGAGAAGCAGAAAUGCGUCUGAGGCAAAAACACAAAACAAAAAACUGAUGAUUUAAAAAGUCCCAGCCUGGUCUAACAUGGCAGGUAACGUCAGGGUCUUGUUAUGAGGAGUCAAGCAUGGAAGAAGAUCUGGAGACACUUGGAGAACAGUUGUACUCUCUGAUUUACCCCAAACACAAAGAGGAUGCUGGAAAACUCACAGGUAUGUUGCUGGAGCUGCCAGGUCCUGUCGUGACUCAGAUGCUGCAGGAUGAUGCCAUGCUGACGGCAGCUGUGGAGAAAGCCCUGAGAGCCCUGCAGGUGGCUCAGGCACCAAGUCAGGUGUGUAAGGAUGAGGAUGAUGUGUCAGUGUCUUCUGACUCUCUUGGGGAGCAGCUGUUUGAGCUGGUGGAUGAUUACAACACUGGCCACUCACAAAAAAUCACAGGAAUGCUUCUGGAGCAACACAAAGAUGCCAUCUUAAAGCUUCUUUCAGAUCCCAGUCUGCUGGAGGAGCAGGUGAACCUCGCCCUAAAGACACUUACAGAGCAGAACAUGGAGGAGACAGAUGUGAGUGACUCUUCGGAGGUGGAUGACACGGAGAGUUUAGGAGAGAAACUCUUCUCACUGGUGGUGGAGAUGGAUCCACUUCAUGCAAAUGAUAUUACAGGUAUGCUGCUGGAGAUGGACCCAGCUACUCUCCAACAGCUGCUCAGUGACCGCACAAUGCUGCAGGUUGCUGUUCAGAAAGCACAAGCAGCACUGGAUACUUAAAACUCAGCUUUUUUAAAAGUUUAACUCCAACAACAAAUUCAUAUAACAUUAUCUUUUAAAUAAGACGUCAUUCAAGGAGAUCUUGAUAAUACAAGUUGCCUAUUUUACAGUAAGCCUUUAUUAGUUCAUACGGACUGCUCUGAGGACCAGUGGGAUUUUUGUGUACCAGCUGGAAAUUAAAGAGUCUAAAAAGCAUUUCCCGCAGCACAAACCAAGUUACUGUUGGCCAUGGAUGCUCAGAUAAAUGGACUGAACAUGUUCCAGUGUCACACAAAUAAUAAUCAGCGAUCAGUGUUGUGUUUGCUUGAUGAUAAUGUUUAUAGUAUGCUGAGAGUAUUUAUUUGUAAGUGCUAAGCUAAAUGUUGGUAUUUAAUUUUUUUUUUUUUUUUUUUUACAUUAGUCUUCACUGCCUGUUUUUUCUUUUUUUUUUUUUCUUUCUAAUAUAGGAAACA